Molecule: messenger RNA, 1669 nt
Organism: Gordionus sp. m RMFG-2023
Lineage: Eukaryota; Metazoa; Nematomorpha; Gordioida; Chordodea; Parachordodidae
Product: arylsulfatase B-like
Exons: 15
Coding region: 110-1669 (519 amino acids)
Source: RefSeq, a predicted model, not a curated record
UUUAAUCUCAUGUCAAGCUAGUGGUUCUCUAAUUGAAAAGAAGAAAAACAUUCUCUUUGUUGUUGUGGAUGAUUUAGGUUGGAAUGAUGUGGGAUGGAAUAAUCCGGCGAUGCCAACUCCCAAUUUAAACUGGUUAGCAAAAAAUGGUAUAAUACUGAAUCAGUCAUAUGCCUUGCCUAUAUGCACACCAUCCAGGGCGGCUUUCUUGACGGGAUAUCAUCCUGUUAAACUUGGAUUGCAAUCGAAUGUUAUAAAAUCACUUCAACCCAAUGCGAUCAGCCUAAGACGUACAUUGCUUCCAAUGAUAUUAAAGAAAAAUGGAUAUUCGACCCAUAUGCUUGGAAAAUGGCAUUUAGGGUAUUGCAAUAAAGAUUUUGUUCCAAAUUCUAGAGGGUUCGAUACCUUUUUCGGAUAUUACUCGGGAGGUCAGGAUCAUAUCAACCAUAAAGCUGGGGGUGUACUAGAUAAUGGAACUAAAUUCACAGGAUAUGAUUUUCACGAGAAUUACGAACCCUACCGUAAGGCCAUUGGAGUUUAUUCAUCAGAUCUUUACACCAAUAGAACGAUAGACUUAAUAGAGAAGCAUGAUAACGUGAAGCCUUUUUUCAUAUAUCUAUCUUACCAAAAUGUUCACAGUCCUUUAAAGAUUCCAAAGGAACGUAUUGUGCCUAGAUGUCAACAUAUUAAAGAUAAAAAAAGACAAAUAUACUGCAGUAUGGUAGCACAUGUUGAUAGCUCGAUGGGAGAAAUCGUGGGUGUAUUAAAAAAGAAAAAACUUUAUCGGGACACUCUGAUAGUUUUUACAUCUGAUAAUGGUGGUCAAGUGUUGCAAGGUGCUAGUAACUAUCCGCUAAGAGGUAGCAAAGGUACAUUAUGGGAAGGCGGAAUACGAGUUGCUAGUUUUAUUCAUGCCGGAUUUCUAAAAUUGAAAAAGGGAUACGUUAGCAAUAAAUUAAUUCACGCUGUUGACUGGUACCCUACCUUUGUCGAAUUAGCUGGGGGUUCCAAAGUAACUCCAGGAAAAAAAUUAUCGAAAAGCGAUGGCAUAUCUCAGUGGAAAAGUAUAAUUGAUAAAAAUGUCCCGGCACCCAGAAAUCAUUUUUUGAUCAAUAUGGUGUUGCAAAAUAAAUAUUUCGUCGGUAUAAGAUAUGGAAAUUUUAAACUCUUAUUGGGUAAUCCUGGAGAUAUGGAUGAUUGGUAUGAUAUACCCAACACAUUGCAUAUUCGUAGUAUAACAAAUUCUCCAAAUGAAUCUGGAGGACCUAUCUCACAUACGAUCAAAAAAAAUAAUUGCAAAUAUAAAAUGGGAAACCCAGAGUUAGAUAAAUGUAGGAAAGAAAUGAUAACAAAUAGCACGAAUAUUUGGUAUUUCAACAUCAAAGAUAGGCUAAAAUUUAUAGAGGCUGUCGAAAAGACUUUAGAUACAAUUAGUUGGGCUACACAUAACUAUUUUACUAGAUGGUUAUGGCUAGCAUCCUCUAUCCGAGACAAUGGAGCUUAUUGCAAGAUAUGUAUCUUGUUUGACCCAAGAUAUGCUGGAAGAAAUUUAGUUAUGCUUAACAGUCUUGUUAAGACUCCAUUCAACAAGUACAAAGAUGCUGGAGAAAUCUUUAACAAUCAUCAAAAAACAAAUCACAAAAGCUGUGAACUGAUGAUUUCUUCAAAUUAA